Messenger RNA from Suillus clintonianus, 1643 nucleotides. RefSeq lists its product as uncharacterized. Gene Ontology annotation, molecular function: hydrolase activity, acting on carbon-nitrogen (but not peptide) bonds. The record is from RefSeq and is a predicted model, not a curated record. The transcript is spliced from 7 exons. Lineage: Eukaryota; Fungi; Basidiomycota; Agaricomycetes; Boletales; Suillaceae. The coding region runs from base 163 to 1587 and encodes 474 amino acids.
CAUGUAGAAACUUUGACAGGAGAAGGUAAUGAUAAGAUAGAUGACCGGCGGCAGUCGCGGCAGCGCCGCGGUAAUGCAUCCUUGUGCCCGGCCGCCAUAUUCCCUCGUCCCCAGUCGACCGCAGAACACCAUACGAACGCCAGCUAAACUCUAUUCAGCUAAAUGCAGCUCACGGCAAGGAUCCCCACGGCAGAUGCCCAAGCCCAACGUGCUGCGGCGACCAAGAAAGUUCUCGCUGGGAAAUUAUUUGACCCGUACACGCUCGAACUUCUUGAAAAUCAAGCCAUAACGAUAUGCAACGACUCUGGAAUGAUUCUCGAUGUUUCACCAUUCUCAGAACCCGGCAGUGAUUUCGCGUCCUUUGAUGGUGAAGUAAUAGACCUACGGCAUUUGACUGUUUUACCAGGCUUCGUCGACACUCACGUUCACUUCUUCUUGCAUCCGUACGCGGAGACCUCAUGGGAGGACCAAGUUACCAAAGAGAGCAUCGUCGAGCGCACCAUCAGAGCCACAGUGCACGCCAAACGUACCUUGAUGGCAGGCUUUACGGCUGUGCGGGAUCUAGGUACCGAGGGUGCAGGGGACGCUGAUAUUGCGCUACGCAAGUGUUUAUCGAGCCCUGGGGCCCUCAUACCCGGCCCGAGGUAUUUUUGUGCCACACGAGCAAUUGCGCCCACUGGAACGUACGGUCCAAAGAGUUCUCUCUAUCUAAACAAAGAAGGCAUCGAUGGUGUCACCGGCGUUGAUGUGGCAGAUGGAUCGCAAGAAUGCAUAAAGGCCGUCCGGAGGCAGAUUGGCGCGGGGGCUGAUUGGAUCAAGAUCUAUGCAGACUACCCCAUUCGAUCGCGGGCUUCUGAAGUAUCGCGUAGGGUUGGGGCUGCGUCCAUGCGCACAUUCGAACUUGAUGAGGUGCAGGCGAUGAUCUACACUGCCCAUGCAUAUGGGGUCAAGGUCGCCGCUCAUGCGACGAAUAGGUCAACCAUUAUACCUCUGAUCAAUCUCAAAGUGGACUCCAUCGAGCACGGAUACGAGAUGGGCACCCCUGCCAUAACCGCGGUCGAGAUGUUUGAAGAAUAUAAAGGCCACGAAACCAAAUAUGUACCUACCCUCGCGGCGUAUUACACCAUGAGCCAGGGGAAAGGAGAGAUCUGGGAUCACGCCGUCAAUUCUUUCAAGGCAGCCUUGAGACUGAACUUGGACAAUAUUGCAUGCGGAGGCGAUACUGGGGUUUUCACGCACGGAGCCAAUGCGUUGGAGCUCUCGCUCAUGGUCCGUCUGGGUGCCGAUUGGAAGAAAGUGCUUAAAUGGGCAACUUUGGGCGGCUGGGAGUGUGUACGAUCAAGGAUGUGGGAAGGCGAGGCAGGAAAGACCCGACUCGCCCAGGUCGGCGAUCUCAAGGAGGACCCAAGGAUAGUUGGCGAUAAUGAAGUCCCUUUUGGGGCUGUGAGGAGAGGGUUUAUCGCUGACUUGAUUGCAACACCGGGAAACUUUGCGGCAGAUUUCGAAGGCGCGGUGUCCGCGGAAAGCAUACAGUUUGUCAUGAAAGGUGGCAGGAUCUAUAAACGUGAUGGUCUACCUCUUGUGUAACAGGUACUUGUAGUAUAUAGCUUUCGCGCUACGCACAGCGGCGAUCAGGAUGGUGA